AUGGGUCUUAUAACAGGAUCCGGAAAAUCGACGAGCAAUGUUCCUCUCCGCCAGUGGGGAAGAGCACCAGCGAAGUCGUUUGACCGUUUCAACGAGUUGCCCAAGGAGCUUCGAAAGAUGGUCUGGAAGGCGGCUCGCCCCCGCCGAAUUCUCUCUCUCACCCACCAUCUUGGUCCGCCCUUCCUCACAAUCUGCCAAUCCACCCCAAUGAUCCCCGGAGAAGCUUGGGACGAGGUACGACGAGACUACACCACCAUCACCGAGACAAUCAACGGCACUCGUCGGAUGACAACCGACCUCCAUUUCUGUCCGGACUCGGACACUCUCUACAUCACCAACCAACCCCCUCAGGGGGUUACCUUCCCUUGGUUCCGUCUCCUCAACGAAAUGGCCGCUACCUUCCGCACCUACCCCAAGGCCCUCGCCAUCAACCACGACUUCAUCACGCCUGGCGCCCUCCAAGUCACGGAUUUCCUCCGGUUUUCCGACAUGGUCGAGCUCCAUGAUGUCGUUGGUCGCGCAGCCCGCAAAACUCGGACGAAGACCCUGGUCCCAGGGCAACCAGUCAAGUUCGGACGAACAUUUCGGGGAGAGGAGACGAGAGCAGAGUUUCUGGCACGGGUGGCGGGUGUGGAGGCAUUGUGUGCAGAGUUGGUGAGAGGAACACAGCAAUUGAGGCGCCGAUUCCUGUUGUCAAAAUUAUGA
Messenger RNA from Hyaloscypha bicolor E, 705 nucleotides. RefSeq lists its product as uncharacterized. The transcript is spliced from 2 exons. NCBI's taxonomy places the organism in Eukaryota, Fungi, Ascomycota, Leotiomycetes, Helotiales, Hyaloscyphaceae. The record is from RefSeq and is a predicted model, not a curated record. Bases 1 to 705 code for a protein of 234 amino acids.